UCUCUGCGGCUCUCUGACAAGUUAAAGUCUAUAAACAUGGUCACUUUGUUUUGCCAUUUCCGCUAAAGCCAAGACAGACCAAAAGUUUACCUCGGUGAACUUAUAGGCAUGGCUUAUUUACCAUUCCGCCCACUUCCUAGGUUCACUUGUUGUGUUCUCGACAUGCUUCAUGAUACUCCUGACCCACCAAACCACAAAACGCGAGCUCGUUAACCUUGUGUCUCUCUCAUAAUAAACAACGAGUUGGACAUUUACCACUCUCCGAGUCAUACCUAGCCCGAGACGGCCUACCACUUGGAUCGAAUGCGUCAUCUUGAACUUGUCAGAAUGGACCUUUCUUUAGGCCGGAGGAAAGUUUUUUUAUUUCUAUCUGCCUUAUUGACCGCUGUUGGCAUAUUUGGUGACCCGUGCAAAGUCACCCAUCAGGGCAAAGCAACGACGUACAACAUCUCAAACCCUAAGAGCAAUCCAACGUGUGAAUACAGCUGGGCUGAUUCUAAUGGCACUGUACUGGCAACUGACGGAGGUCCCAAUAAUGGAAAUAUAUCCUCAUCUGACUCCUUCCUCACGUUGCCUGGAUGCCUGAAGAAAGUUUGUGUUACAAUUGAUUGCCAUCCGAAGCACCACACAACCUGCUGCCCCACUGACUGCACUGCUGCACCAGAACCUCAAGAACGCACUGACCCCACAACCAGCAGCCCGGCUCUGGCUGUAGUCUUGACUCCAGGGGGCAUUGCAGGGACUGUGGUCGGGACUGUCGUGGUCAUUGCGGUGGUCAUUGCGGUGGUCAUUGCGGUGGUCAUUGCGGUGGUCAUUGCGUUUGAAAAGAAAAGAAAGAAAAAGGGUUUGUUCGAGCGGUUCAAGGGAGCGUGUUCUUCAAACGAACCACAAAGCGGAAGUGGAGCAGAUGGAAGACCAGAGGUUAUAGCGAUGCUAGACGUUUAGACACGUGACAAGGUUGAGUUCUAUUGGCUGUGGAAGCUGGCAGACUCUUAAUGCUGUACCAGAGUGUGCACUUUGGAGUGAUUUUGGUCCAGUAACACAGAAACGGGAUCAUGUAUAAAUCUGAAUAGGCUGAAUAUUAUAAAUCUAUAAAAAUAUGAAUAUUAUAUUAUUAUAUACUAGACAAAGUAUUAUUAUUAUUAUUAUUAUUAUUAUGAUGAUGAUGAGGCUGGUCAAGUGGAGUGAGUUACAAUGUUCAAAUGAAAACAAUACUAUAAAUCCAGUGUAGAACUGUGAUUGCUGAUCAACAUGGGAGGCAUAUGUAAUGAUGUGGAAGCUGUGGAAGCUCUUCAUGCUGCACCAGGGCGUGCACUUUGGAGUCACGUGUAUAUGAAUGAAUCUUAUUAUCGAAUUGAAUUUUGUACUCUCUUUCUCUCAAAUAUUGCAUUUAAUUUACGACUAUGGACUUAAAAAAAAUCAAUAUAUACAGUAUCUAUAAGUUAUACAAAAAUUCUACAAUUUAUUUCAAACUCUAGGCCUAUAUACUCACAUAUAUAUAUAUUUUAACAGGAUCAAGACAAUAAACCCUAUUAGAUAUAAAUGCAUGUUAUUCUCCUGUCUCUUUGAUUUCUGGAUGGAUUAUGUAUACGGUUAAGGGUUCAGCAUGGGCUGUGUUCUUGAGACAUUGGCAAGGGGGCGUUUUUUUAAUCUUCCGAUGUGGCGUGAUGAUGACUCACAGAAGGGAAUUUACUAACCACAGAAACGUCAGCAUGCGGUUCAACUCUGAUUGUUCUUUGCUUCAUAAAUAAAUUGGCUUGACUAGUAUUGCAAA
This is a messenger RNA of Gadus morhua (Atlantic cod), 1774 nucleotides long. RefSeq lists its product as uncharacterized. NCBI's taxonomy places the organism in Eukaryota, Metazoa, Chordata, Actinopteri, Gadiformes, Gadidae. The record is from RefSeq and is a predicted model, not a curated record. The transcript is spliced from 7 exons. The coding region runs from base 304 to 945 and encodes 213 amino acids.